GAAAUAAUAUAACUCCAAGAAGUAGUCAUUGACCAAGUCAGUCGAUUCCCCUACCUCGACGGAGCAACAGUAAGAUUUCGAGUGGUGGUGCCUCAAGAUUGGAUAUAUCUCCUAAGUUUGGUUUCAUCCUCGAAAGAUCGUGAAUCUGAGCUGUGCAAGAUAUACAUCCAGUUACAUUAGUGAAGUGAUUAGUUCAAGGAAAUCUCUGCCGGAGACUUUAAUACAGUUUCUGCAAUAUUUCUGCCUAGGGGAAAGUAAAUGUAAUUAAUUUGAAUUGAAAGAUUUUAAAACGUGGUUCUUCUCAUCUUAUAACAUUUUCCUCUAAAGUGUGAGCAUCAAAUGCCUCUCUGUGAUUGUCCGGUGGGGCCUCCAGUUGGGCCCACCUUGGCGUCAGCAUGUGGCGGGAGUGCUUUUAUGCUGUUUAUGGGUCUCUUGGAGGUCUUCCUGCGUUCACAAUGUGAUCUCGAAGAUCCUUGUAACCGACCAAAAACUCGAUCGGCUCCAGACAUUGAAUAUGAUUUUAUAGUUGUGGGUGGUGGUUCCGGAGGAGCUGUUGUGGCUUCACGUCUUUCAGAAGUCCCUCACUGGAAAGUUCUUCUCAUUGAAGCCGGAGGGGACGAACCGACGGGAACGCAGAUUCCAUCAAUGUUCCUCAACUUUAUCGGCAGCGACAUCGACUGGGCUUAUCGUACGGAACCGGAAACGAAUGCUUGCCUUUCGUCUCCGGAGCAGCGAUGCUAUUGGCCACGUGGGAAAGUCUUAGGCGGUACGUCAGUCAUCAAUGGUAUGAUGUAUAUCCGUGGAAAUGCUGCAGACUAUGAUGAUUGGGAGGCACUAGGUAAUCUUGGCUGGGGUUAUGAUGAUGUACUGCCAUUCUUCAUGAAAUCCGAAGAUAAUCAGCAAAUAGAGGAAGUGGACGAGAGGUAUCACAGUUGUGGUGGACCUCUUCCCGUCUCCAAAUUCCCCUACCACCCACCGUUCUCAUAUGGCAUUCUCAAGGGUGGUCAAGAGUUGGGAUACAAUUUAGGUGACCUUAAUGGUGCCAAUGCCACGGGAUUCAUGAUCGCCCAGAUGACAAGCAAGAAUGGCAUCAGAAUGAGCACAGCACGCUCAUUUAUUCGACCAGCUCGAGAUCGUCACAACCUCCAUAUAAUGCUCAACACUACAGUGACCAAAGUUCUCGUCCAUCCAAUGUCAAAGAGUGCUCACGGUGUCGAGAUAAUUGACAAAAUUGGCCACACUCGGAAGAUACUCGUUAAGAAGGAGGUUAUUGUGAGCGGUGGUGCAGUAAAUUCACCACAGAUUCUCAUGCUAAGUGGUAUAGGGCCUAAAGAGGAUCUCAUGAAAGUGGGUGUUCGUCCUAUUGUUGAUCUACCAGGAGUUGGACGAAAUCUCCACAAUCAUGUUGCAUAUUUCAUCAAUUUCUUCAUUAAUGACUCUGACACUGCAGCACUUAAUUGGGCUACAGCUAUGGAGUACCUUCUUUUCCGAGAUGGCCUAAUGUCUGGUACCGGUAUCUCAGAUGUAACAGCUAAAAUAGUCAGCAGAUAUGCUGAGAACCGAGACAGUCCUGAUUUGCAAUUCUAUUUUGGUGGCUUCUUAGCAGAUUGUGCCAUGACUGGUCAGGUGGGUGAGCUUAGAUCCAAUGGUUCCCGAUCAAUUCAGAUCUUCCCUGCUGUGCUACAGCCCAAGAGUCGAGGGUAUAUUACCCUGGCCUCAAAGGAUCCACUUGACCAUCCCCGUAUUGUAGCCAAUUACCUUCAAGAGGAACAUGAUGUCAAGGUUUUGGUGGAAGGUAUUAAAUUUGCGAUAGCCCUGUCUGAGACUGCAGCUCUCAAGGCUUAUGGAAUGCAAUUGGAUAGAACUCCAAUUCCUGCUUGUGCCAACCUCGGUUUUGGCAGUCAACAGUAUUGGGAAUGUGCUGUUAAACAAAACACCGGACCUGAAAAUCAUCAAGCCGGAUCAUGCAAAAUGGGUCCUCUGCGGGAUCCGUAUGCUGUUGUUGACCACGAACUGAGGGUUCAUGGAGUGCGUGGUUUGAGGGUAAUCGACGCGUCCAUCAUGCCGAAAGUAACAUCUGGGAACACAAACGCCCCCGUUAUCAUGAUUGCUGAAAAAGGCGUCCAUCUCAUCAAACGGGCCUGGGGCGCUCGCUAAGUAACUUUCCCAUCAUCCCUCCUUUUGUAUGAUUUUUUUUUCUAUACACAACAAAGAGACAACAACACUCUGAGAUUAAGAUUGUAAUAGGAUGUCCCUUGGAGACAAUAAAUUUAAUUAGGAAAUUUGA
Molecule: messenger RNA, 2287 nt
Organism: Phlebotomus papatasi
Lineage: Eukaryota; Metazoa; Arthropoda; Insecta; Diptera; Psychodidae
Gene: Gld
Product: glucose dehydrogenase [FAD, quinone]
Exons: 5
Coding region: 340-2157 (605 amino acids)
Molecular function (GO): oxidoreductase activity, acting on CH-OH group of donors; flavin adenine dinucleotide binding
Source: RefSeq, a predicted model, not a curated record